Molecule: messenger RNA, 1909 nt
Organism: Magnolia sinica
Lineage: Eukaryota; Viridiplantae; Streptophyta; Magnoliopsida; Magnoliales; Magnoliaceae
Product: 7-deoxyloganetin glucosyltransferase-like
Exons: 2
Coding region: 79-1521 (480 amino acids)
Molecular function (GO): UDP-glycosyltransferase activity
Source: RefSeq, a predicted model, not a curated record
AAAAGUCUAUUUAAGACAAAGACUUUGAAUCUGCUGGACCUGGGUAAGCACCGAAUCGAGUAUUGGAGAGAGAGAGAGAUGGGGUCAAUGAGAGUGGAGAAGCCUCAUGCCGUUUGCAUACCAUAUCCGGCACAGGGCCAUGUUAACCCCUUGCUACAACUAGCCAAGGUCCUUCAUUCUAGAGGCUUCUACAUCACCUUUGUCAACACCGAGUUCAAUCACAACCGUCUGUUGAGGUCUAGAGGCCCCAACUCUCUAGACGGAUUGGACGACUUCCGGUUCGAGACCAUACCGGAUGGUCUUCCACCGUCUGAUUGCAAUGCUACCCAAGACGUCCCAGCUCUCAGUGAUUCCACGAGCAAGACCUGCUUGGUCCCACUCUGGCAUCUUGUAACAAAGCUCAACGAAGCCGCUCAUUUGCCCAAAGUCAGUUGCAUAGUCUUUGAUGGUAUCAUGAGCUUCGCUCUAGCACUGGGUGAAGAGCUUGCUAUUCCUCGGAUUGAUUUCUGGACGCCAAGCGCUUGCGGUUUCAUGGGCUACCUCCAUUACCGGAAGCUCAUCGAAAGAGGUCUCGUACCGCUCAAAGAUGAGAGUUACUUAACGAAUGGAUAUCUGGAUACACCGAUCGAUUGGGUACCAGGGAUGAAGGGAAUUCGUCUGAGGGAUUUUCCGAGCUUCAUUCGAACAACAGAUCCCAACGACAUCAUGCUCAACUUUAUGAUGCGCAAUGCAGAGAGAGCUCCAAAAGCAUCGACAGUCAUUCUCAACACAUUCGAUGACAUGGAACGCGAUGUCCUUGAUGCAAUCAAAGCCAUGAUUCCUAAUACAUACACGAUCGGUCCCCUAUCAAUUCUAUGUAACCAGUUACCGGAUUGUCCGUUGAAGUCGAUAGGAUCGAAUCUGUGGAAAGAAGACAAGGGUUGUCUAGAUUGGCUGGACACGAAAGAGGCAAGAUCGGUCGUUUUUGUGAACUUCGGGAGCAUAACAGUCAUGACUGAUCACCAGUUGAAAGAGUUCGCGUGGGGGCUAGCGAAUAGCAACCAUCAGUUUUUAUGGAUAAUCCGCCCCGAUCUUGUGAAGGGUGAAUCUGCAAUUCUGCCACAAGAAUUCCUGGAUGCGACUAAGGAAAGGGGCCUACUUGCAAAUUGGUGCCCGCAAGAGCAAGUGCUGGCACACCCUUCGAUGGGAGGGUUCUUGACGCACUGCGGAUGGAAUUCAACGUUGGAGAGUGUAUCCAACGGAGUGCCGGUGACCUGUUGGCCCUUCUUCGCGGAGCAACAGACUAAUUGCCGGUACGCAUGCACUCAUUGGGGUAUUGGAAUGGAGAUCGACAACGACGUUAAAAGAGAGGAAGUAGAGGGACUAGUGAGAGAAAUGAUGGAAGGAGAGAAGGGAAAAGAGAUGAAGAAGAAUGCCAUGAAACUAAAAGAAUGUGCUGAAAAUGCUGUAAAACAAGGUGGAUCUUCAUACACUAACAUGGAGAAACUAGUCAAUAAAGUGCUUUGCCCUAAGGUGAACUAAUCUGGGGGGAUCAGAUUCACUUAUCAGGUGAGGCCACUAUUAAUUAUAAUAUGCCCCAACCAGAAAAUAAAUAGGAAGCUUAAUUCAAUAAAUGGGCCACACUUGUAUGUCAAAUACAAAUUAUGAGGCCAUCUUGUUAUUUCUAUUCUUCUGGUACAUGAGACAGGCAGACGCACCGGCCUGGUCUUUGGGGCAUGUUCAUGGCCAGCCCCAUAUUGUAAAUUGACCAGGUCUUGCACGUGCGUGCCUUGCUAAUGAAGAGGUUGGAUCCAAUACAAAGCCAUUUAUUGUACUCGUCUUGAUGCUUACAUGUAAUCCAAUCCGUCCAUUAUGUUUGUAUCCUGAGGUUCUCGUCAAUGAAUAAAAAUCUCUCCAGUUCAAAUAUCAA